AAAUGAAAUGUAAGUUGACGUCCAAACAAGUACUUUGAGCGGAGUACAUAAAAAAAUUAGCCCUCGAAUUGGGAGUUUUCUUCUUAUGUUCUUGAUUGUGUUUCCCGGACGUACAAUCUGUCUUCUGGUAUGAAUGAUGGAAGUAUCAAAAUUCACCCAAGAUGUGUUUUGGCUGGGGCCCUUUUCCGUUUGUCAGCUGGCUAUCGAGGCUACCCCAGGACAUCUCUCAGUUCAUCAAGGUCUCCCAUGCUUUUCUGCAGCCAGUUCAGUGGAAUGCUCUUUACUGGCAGAAGUUUGGCUUCAUUUUUCUAAUCUGCGCAUCUGGGGUAAGUAUUCCUCCAAAAUUUUUGGAGAAAUGAAGGUGAACUCUUGUGCUAUGAACUUUUUACAGAGUAAAUACUCAUUCAGAAAAUGAGAAAAUGAGGGAAACUCUCAAUUUAUUUUCCAUAGUUUUAUAAGCAACUUACUGUCUCUUUCCAUUUCUUCAUCUAGUUUCUCAUUUAACAGCGGCGCCAAACCAUGCCACCAUUUGAAUUUUUCAUUGCUGCUCCGGGGCAAAUGAAACUAACAGAAUCAUGUCUUCUUCAAUUAUUUUCAGUUGCAGUAGAUGCAGCUCCCAAAAACAAGGCAGAGCAUGCGACAAUAUUGCGACAAAAUCAGGAGUUUAUUAGGUACUUGAUGCUCUCUUAGUUUUGACGGAAGGGUGUCCGUUCUGCUUCGUGGGGGGACGAGCUUGCUCCCCUUUAGUGCUCUAUACAAUUUAUCUAAAACAGCUUUCCUCAUGCGUAUUUGCAAAGUCGGUCAUUAGCCAUUAGUCUGUAGAUUCUUACUCUAGAUCAACCAUGAACCUUAAUGAUCUGGUUAGCAGUUUCUCAGACUCUAUAGAGUGCGUUCUGUAGAACUCAUCUCGUAUAGAGAAUGACUUUGAUUCUGAAAUUGUAUAGUUGAAGCUCGAAAAACACACAUCUAAAGAUGGAAGUUGAUCAAACCUUUCGAGAAAACUUGGAGACUCCUUUUUUUAGCAUUGGUUAAGGCUUGUUUGGGAUGCAUUCUUACUGUUUUUAGUUAAUUGCAUUCCCAAAUCUGACUCGUUGACCACUUCAUACUCUAUGGGUGCAUUUCCAAAC
Molecule: messenger RNA, 1127 nt
Organism: Oldenlandia corymbosa var. corymbosa
Lineage: Eukaryota; Viridiplantae; Streptophyta; Magnoliopsida; Gentianales; Rubiaceae
Source: the annotation of a GenBank genome assembly